UCACAUCGAUCUUGUGUCCUCCUUGCUCUCCUUUUAUUCCCUCUUCCUUUGAAAGUGUUCUCACUCUCAUUAUCAAAGAUACACGCAAGGCUGUUACUCUUCUCUGCAACAACACUAGCUGCACCAUGAACCACAUAGGAAGUGUUCUUGCUCUCUGCAUCAUCUUGAUCACACCAACCGCCACCCAUGCACUUGGGAACAGAGUUUACUGGCAUAAGAUGUUACCCAACUCUCCCAUCCCGAGAGCCAUUUUGGACCUUGAUGAACUGGACAAAGAAAAGUUCAACGUUGAUCUCUAUGAUCCAGUGAACAACGGCUUCGGGUAUAGUAUUAAUGGAUACGUUAGCGGUGCCUCGGCACCAGUCCAUGUCCAUGAUGUCUUCAACGGAACACUCUUCUUUUUAGAAAAGGACGUGAAUCCAGGUUCUAAAUUCCAACUCCGGUUCACCAAGAUGGCCUCUAGUUCACCUUUAAUAUCUCGUUUACAGGCAAACACUAUCCCCUUCUCAUCAAACAAAUUGCUUGAGAUCCUAACUCGUAUUCAGGUCAAGCCAACAUCUGCUACCGCUUCUGUCAUGAACAAGACGCUCAUAGAGUGUGAGGGGCCAACCUUGGACGGAGAGAGUAAGCACUGUGCUACAUCCUUGGAAUCCAUGGUGGAGUUCAUCAUGCUGAGUUUGGGAACGAGAGACGUGCAAGCAAGCUCGACAACAAUAACUGAGAAGAGUGGUAAUUUUGAAGCGAAAAAGACCUACAAUUUUGCUUCAGUUGGUGUGCAUGCAUUGGGCAGAGAUGAGUUGGUGGCGGCGUGCCACUUGCAGCCUUACCCAUACGCAGUGUUUUACUGCCACACAACAGAGAAGACCAAGGCGUACACAAUAGCGUUGGAAGGAAAUGAUGGGACGAAGGUGGAGGCUAUAGCUGUAUGCCAUUGCGACACCUCUAAGUGGAACCCGAAGCACUUGUCUUUCCAGGUGCUCAAAGUGAAACCUGGGAGUGUGCCGGUUUGUCACUUCAUGCCAGAGGACGAUGUUCUGUGGACCAUUAGGAACUAGCAGAGGACAAUGUUAUGUGGCUGGUAAUAGGUGGAUGCAGUACGUCAGAUAAUAAUAAAGAUUGUGUUUAGUUCUCAAUAAAAUUAUGUCUAGUUCUCCAUGUGAGAUUGUAAUAAGAUUGUGUUUAGUUUUCAAUAAGGUUGUGUCUAGUUUUCUACGUGAGAUUGUAAUA
Dioscorea cayenensis subsp. rotundata (Guinea yam) is the source of this 1227-nucleotide messenger RNA. Its product is annotated as BURP domain-containing protein 3-like. Lineage: Eukaryota; Viridiplantae; Streptophyta; Magnoliopsida; Dioscoreales; Dioscoreaceae. The transcript has 3 exons. Bases 126 to 1055 code for a protein of 309 amino acids. The record is from RefSeq and is a predicted model, not a curated record.